Osmia lignaria (orchard mason bee) is the source of this 1433-nucleotide messenger RNA. RefSeq lists its product as uncharacterized. The record is from RefSeq and is a predicted model, not a curated record. Lineage: Eukaryota; Metazoa; Arthropoda; Insecta; Hymenoptera; Megachilidae.
CGUUUUCGUUCAGCAAGGUGCAAUAAAUGCACCUUUCCCUCGGAAUCUUUCCGCCAACGUGAAAGCCUUCGAAACGCAGUUGUAUUCUAUACGCAUUCAUCGAUCGAACGUGAAUAAAUCAGUAUCUCUUGUUUUGCGUGUAUCUUUCAAAUUAAAAAACAGCAGUUUCUUUUGUUACAUUGUAUAAUAUACCGAAUAUUGUAGACAUAUUUUAAAAAUUAAGUGACCAUUAUGUUCCAGUAUUAUUUUCUGUUUAGUCAACAUUUUGCAACAAGAAAAAGACAUUUCAUGUAUGAAUUCAUAAGUAUCAGCACAUAAAAAGUUACAAAUAAAAUUUACAUAGUACUUUCAACAAGUUUCUUCAACAUGGAUAUAUUUUAGAUUUUUAAUUUCCUGUAGUUAAUAUGUAUACAAGUAUGUGUUUGUGUAUAAUAUGUGAUUUUUUUAAACAAAAUAUCUAAGCAUAAGUAUUAUAAUGACAAGUAUUUCAAGAUACCCUGGAUAUCAUAAUAGUAUAAGUCAAGACUAUUUAACAGAUGGAAAUGAAAGUCAUUGUGCUCCAUCAGAUCGUACUAUAUCUGAAUAUAUUGUAUCCAAUGAGCAUACUACAAUGGUAAAACCAAUGAAAAAGGAUCAUCCAGAAAGAUAUGAGAAAGAAAGAAGACAGUUGCAAAAUAUACCGAAUAGUCGUGGUUCAGUAUUAUCUGGAUCUUCAAGACAUAGUCUUCAUCCUCUCAAUAAAAGUACUUCACACGGUAGUAUAUGUGACAAUGGUUCAGAUAUAUAUGUUACAAGCGCUGCAUACAGAACAACUUCAGACAUAAGCCACAUGUCACCUCACAGUUUAACUCCAAGUUCAAGAUUGGGUCAUCGAGCAGCUAGUCAUUGUAGUUAUGGUUCUGCAAAAUCAGUAAAAUCUCAUACGUCUAAAAAAAAUGGUAUAAUUAUAGAAACUAUGUCAACGCCUAACCCUUUUUGUCCAAACACCAAGGGGGUUUGCUGCCUUAUGUUACUGAUCAAUCUUGGUUUAAUUCUUGUCGCGUUAGGAUUUGUUAUAGUCAUUCAAUUUUUUCAACCAUUAAUAGUUUGGAUUUUGGGAAUAGUGUUUCUGGUAUUUGGAUUUUUAACUUUAGUAGGGAGUCUUGUAUACUGUGUACAUGUAUUUCGAAAUGCAAAGCAUCCACAUGAUAUUAAUCCAGAAGAUCUUUACUGGACAAGAUAUUGGCAAGGACACGUAGGUUCAACACCAGAAGUAUAUUAUAAAGCAGAAGAUAAAUAUCACGAUGAUGGAUAUAGCGAUCGUUUGAGCAAGUAUUCUAGUAAAUAUUACGACCGUCAAAAAUAUUAAAACUAAUAACGUGUAUUUAAUGCAAUAUUCAGGGUGUUUAAAUUAUCUACCUAACUUUUGUACAAAUUAAUUUCAAAGUAAAAAA